Molecule: messenger RNA, 1305 nt
Organism: Aspergillus affinis
Lineage: Eukaryota; Fungi; Ascomycota; Eurotiomycetes; Eurotiales; Aspergillaceae
Exons: 3
Coding region: 1-1305 (434 amino acids)
Molecular function (GO): oxidoreductase activity
Source: RefSeq, a predicted model, not a curated record
AUGAAGAACGCCGUGUCAAAGAAACUCGCAAUGUUGGAGAAUAUCCCAAUCAAGUCAAUUUUAUCUACCAUAUGGAACGAUCCCUGGGAACGCAUCGCUGCCUCUGCUGGCGUCGUAGCCACCUACCUCCUGAUGGUAGCAUCUCUGCGCUUCCAACGACUGCGUUCCGUCAAGCGUCAAUAUCGCAGAUAUGCUCGCCGUGAGGAUAUGGCGAACAUGACUAUCCACGAUGCAUGGGCGAUUCAGAAACAUAUGCUCCAACUGGAGUUCCCGUCCGCCGGGCUGAAGGCGCUACAGUUUGCACUGUUUCGAACUUACGGCAUCCCAUCCAUAUCCUCCCUGCUCCACAAAACAUCCCAGUUCUCAAACACAUCUACAUCCUUCAAGCGGUACGCCGACACUGGCGCCCUGAUCGGUCAAUUCAUGGCCUUUGAGCCGACCUCCGACCGCGCCAUCACCGCUAUUGCUCGCACAAGAUUCCUACACAUCGGGUACCGGAACAGUGGCAAAAUCCUGGAAGACGACAUGCUGUACACGCUGAGUCUGUUUGCUCUCGAGCCGAUCCGCUUCGUGGAUCUGUUCGAGUGGCGCAGUAUGAGCGACCUAGAGCGUUGCGCGAUUGGAACGUACUGGAAGUACCUUGGCGAUGCUCUGGGGAUUAGCUAUGACCAGCUACCGUCAGGCAAGACAGGAUUCUACGAUGGGUUGCAUUUUCUGCAGGAGAUUGGUAAAUGGAGCCGGAAGUAUGAGGAGGAUAAUAUGAAGCCGAACGUGGUGAAUAAGGAGGUAGCAGAUCGGACGAUGGAUGUGUUGGUCUAUCCAUUGCCAAGGGUAUUGAAGAAUUUCGGGAUUCGAAUCGCGUCAUGUACGAUGGAUGAUCGGUUGAGGGAGGCAAUGAUGUAUGAGCGACCAUCCUGGAUUUAUCGAUUCAUUUUCUCGUCUCUCAUGGGCACGCGGAAAUUCUUCCUUCGACGUCUAUCGCUUCCUCGUCCGUAUUUCCUCCGCUCGGAUGUUUUCACCGACGAGCCGAAUGAGUAUGGUCGCUUUUAUGUGCGCAUCUGGGUCGCUGCGCCGUACUAUGUGCAGCCUACCUUCCUCAAUCGAUGGGGACCGGGAUCGUGGAUUAGUCGGAUGCUGGGGUUGCCGUUGCCCGGGGAUGAGGGCGAUAAAUACUAUCCAAACGGAUAUGACACGGCAGAUCUAGGACCGAAGUGUUUCGAAGGAAAGGGGCGAAAGACAGUGCAGGACAUCAAAGAUGAACUGUGGAGGCAGACGAAAAAGCGGCCGUUUGAGGCGGAUGUAUAG